UGAUGUGACAGGACAGCAGGGAGACUGAGAGAUGAAUGAAUAGAGUCACUGCAGCAGUGAGGUCCCAUGCAGAGUUGUGCAGUUAUGCAAGAAGCAAGAAGAGUCUGUUCCACCAAUAAGGUGACACUGCACUGCAACCUGCCACUCAGCCUCUUCCCAAGAACAACCCCCCUGCCCCUGAAUGAAGGAGACAAGAUACAGAGGAGGAACACAGGAGGGCUGAGCCCCAGCCAAUCAGAAAGCAGCUUCCCUGGGCCAUUCAGUUCCAUACAAAUAGUGAGGCCCAGAGGCUGGAGGAUAUAUGACAGGACACACACCCACAUGUAAGUGCUGACACAAACCUACACAGACCAGGGCACCCACAGAGCUUACCCUCUACUGAGUGCCAGGAAUAUGGAUGGGAAUAACACUUGCCAUGAGGAUGGAGACAUCACCAGCCAGUGUCCUUUGGCUUCUGCCCCCUCUCUACAUCCCAAACUCGUCCAAAGACUUGUUGCCCAAAGCCAUGAAGCCAAGCAGCGAGCCCACUGUCCCUACAGCAAGUUCCGGGUGGGAGCCGCACUCCUGACCAUGGAUGGGAAAGUCAUUCUGGGCUGCAAUGUGGAAAAUGCCUGUUACGCACUGGGGAUCUGCGCUGAGAGAACCGCCAUCCAGAAGGCCGUGUCCGAGGGCCACAAGGAAUUCAGGGCCAUAGCCGUGGCAAGCGAUGUGGAAGCGGAGUUUAUAACUCCCUGCGGGGCCUGCAGACAAGUUAUGAGAGAGUUUGGAGCAGAAUGGGACAUUUAUCUCACCAAGCCCAGCGGCGCCCACAUCCUCACCACCCUGAGCCAACUGCUGCCAAUGUCCUUUGGGCCAGAGGAUCUAAAUAAAGUCUGAGAGAGAAAAACCAACCCCCCAAUUUAUCUAUUAUUUAUUGUCAAUAAACUGAUCAGUAAUAAUCA
Xenopus laevis (African clawed frog) is the source of this 941-nucleotide messenger RNA. It is a transcript of the gene cda.S, whose product is annotated as cytidine deaminase S homeolog. The record is from RefSeq and is a predicted model, not a curated record. The transcript has 4 exons. Bases 394 to 876 code for a protein of 160 amino acids. Gene Ontology annotation, molecular function: identical protein binding; zinc ion binding; hydrolase activity. Gene Ontology annotation, biological process: pyrimidine ribonucleotide metabolic process; pyrimidine ribonucleoside monophosphate metabolic process. NCBI's taxonomy places the organism in Eukaryota, Metazoa, Chordata, Amphibia, Anura, Pipidae. Gene Ontology annotation, cellular component: cytoplasm; cytosol.